AUGCCCUGUGAGAGGAGACAGGGGUCGGCCCCUGGGGGUCAGGGGCCACUCAGGCAUGAGGUGCCAACUGAGCACUGUGAUGUCAGCCCCAGUCAGGUGGCAGAACGGUCCCGUGGGACGGCUUCGCUCUGGGUUGGUGCCCUGUUCGUCUCCUGCACUCUACUGUUGGAGAAGAGGAACUGCCAUCCUAGCAGAUGGCAGAUCCAGGACCUAAGGACUCUGAUGAAUUAG
Molecule: messenger RNA, 231 nt
Organism: Knipowitschia caucasica
Lineage: Eukaryota; Metazoa; Chordata; Actinopteri; Gobiiformes; Gobiidae
Source: the annotation of a GenBank genome assembly